Messenger RNA from Tilletiaria anomala UBC 951, 1308 nucleotides. RefSeq lists its product as uncharacterized. NCBI's taxonomy places the organism in Eukaryota, Fungi, Basidiomycota, Exobasidiomycetes, Georgefischeriales, Tilletiariaceae. The transcript is spliced from 2 exons. Gene Ontology annotation, cellular component: Golgi apparatus. The record is from RefSeq and is a predicted model, not a curated record. The coding region runs from base 1 to 1308 and encodes 435 amino acids.
AUGGCGUAUCAGUCGCACUUUGCGCGCUCCAAGGGCACCCUUGCCACGGACUACGGCGAUGACAAGGACGACAGCCCGGGUGCAUCCAGCAUCUUCAAUCUACCGGUACCCGCAUACUACGCGGCUACAGGCGAUGGCGCUGCUGCCGGGUAUCACAAGGGAGGAAAGUCGACCUCGUCACCCAAAGAUUCGCAGUCGUGCACGAAUGCGUCAGCACGUAGUCUGCGCGCCCAGAGCAUCUUCUGGUGGGCGACGGCACUGCUCCAGUCCAGCUGGAUCUCCUGGUUAUUCAUGCUCGUCGUUCUGCUCGAAGCGGGCGUCAACAUCUCCGUCGAGUCGGUCCUGCUGGCGCGCUUCAACACGCAGAAAUCCAUCGAGAUGGACGUUGCCAAGGAGCGCGCGCUGCCGGUCUUCCUGGUCGUCUUUGGCCUCGCACACCUCUACCAGAUCCUGCUCGCCAUCGACGCAGUUGUCAACAAGAACAUGAUUCUCGUCAUCGGUAUGCUCCUGAUGAACGGGUGCAUGCUCGUCUACAGCGGCAUCCAGAUUGGCGAGAUCCGCGAUGUGCUCGGCACCGGCGUCGUCGCUGGCACCGGCCAGCACAUACCCGUACAGGUCCUUACUGGCUUGAUCCCCGGCGUCGUCGGUGCCGCCGAGGUGGCGUUCGGCGCGCUGUUCGUGCCGCUUUGGAAGGAGUACGGGUGGAGGAUAUACAAGCAGAUCGGAGCGGAUCGCGGACUCAAGCGGCGCUACCUUCACUACCAGAUCUACGUCGCAUUACUGAAGUACGACUUCUUCGUCUUCUGCGCAUACUGCCUGCAGCUUAUCCUCAUCGUGUUGCAGAGGAUGGACGCGGAGCGCAUCAUCACGAUCAUCGCACCGCUCUUCAGCCUCCUCGUCCUCGUCCUCGCCUGGUGGGCGGUGCGCGCAGAGAACAGGGUGGGCAUGUACGCCUUCAUGGUCGGCCUCACAGGCGCGCUAGUCUAUUUUAGCUACAAACUCUUGCGCAUCUGGCAAGACAAGGACGGAGCGUACAAGGAGGUCUAUCGGUCCCUUUCAACCUUCUCUAUCCUCUCCAUCCUCCUGCUCGUCAUCACACUCGGCAUGACUGUGCGCUGCUUGCUCAACUUUGGCCGCGGCCUGCGCGCCGCGAUCGAGCGCAUCAGCACCGCCAGGAAGCUAGGGCACAGGGCGAUGACGAGCAACGGCGGCACGCUGUAUGCGGUCGGCGCGGCCGGCGGCGCGGACGGGAAAGGCGGCCAUGGCAGCAGCAUGCUCUACAUGCACCAUCGACUCAGUAUCGAUUGA